CCGCCGACCUUUAGGGUCGCGAAUGAGCCUGAAUGAUGUCGCCUGGACCCCCUCCUCAACCCAUCUAUCCAUACCAAGCACGAAACACAAUACCGUCAUCGUCUCCAAUUGCCGAGUCGCUGCGACCUAUGCCCUCCGCAAUACCGGUAUUUCAAUCCCACACCCACCCCCAACUCCCUCCGCCGUCCAUAUUUGGAAGUCCACAGAUUGCACCAGUACGUUUCUCCGGGCCUGUACUGGCGCCUCUAGCGAAUCCUAGCUCCGGUGCUAGUGCCGGCGGACCAGCAUUACCACCACCUGUGCAGACGCAACAGCCAUCGACUCACAUUCCACCACAAAAUCCACUCCCUCCCCAACACAUUCCGAGUCCAUUACAGACUCCUCGUGGCAAAAAUGAGGGAAAUCAAGUCUCAAACCGGUUAGCACGACUUAUGCCAUCGCAGCCCUUUCCAUCGCCCGCUUCUUCGGGGUAUCCAUCGCCUUCACCCUUUAGCGUCGAUCAGGGCUAUGACCGGAGGAGGAGGUUCAGUGGGGAUUCCGAACCAGACCGACGAAGGUAUGAGAAACCGAACAAUUAUAUUGAUUGCUAUACCCCCGGAUAAAUGGGUUGCCUUUUCAUCAGUUAACUCAACUACCAGGUCGAGCAUCAACGCUAUGAUACCUUCCCCAACAUACACUGCAAAGCGCCCAAUCGAUGAGGGCUUCCCGGACGAGCAGCAACAACACUCAGGUUACGGCCCAUCGUUCACCCCGACAUCCGUAGAGGACGUCGCAACCACACGUAGAGAUACCCCUGUUCAGAGAAGGUCAGUUUAAACAUUGCGCCGGGAGCGGUUUGAAAGGGGUGGGCACCAAUUUGUUGAUAUGUAUCUGUGAUAGCCCCGGUCGCUACGAGAUCCAGGUACGCCAACAACCAGUAGCAGCUCGAGCGUGUGGUUUCGGUGAGCGAGACCGCAGGGUGAUCGACCCACCUCCAAUCGUUCAACUGAUCAUAAACGACUCAGCAGGGAACUCAGAUCCGACGGAGAUGCGCUACCCGUUUAAUGUUGUUCACUGCACGCUGUGGAGCAUAGACGGACAUUCGGAUGAGACGGCCCUGAUAGGCAUGGAUAAAAGACAGACGCGGCGACUUAUGGGAACGCUGGUCUCAUCACCAUUUGUUGGGCAGGAUGAGGAAGGGAAGGAGGGCUGUUUCUUCUGCUUUCCGGACCUAUCAUGUAGAACACAUGGCAAGUACCGAUUACGAUUCGUCCUGAUGAGACUCGAACCCAGUGACCUGCCGCCUGAGGGCUACACACCAAUAAUAACGGAGACAUUGAGCGACAUUUUCACGGUCUAUACGGCGAAGGAAUUCCCGGGAAUGCGGCCUAGCACUUCUCUGACGAAAGCGCUCAAACGGCAAGGAUGUGCUAUCUCAGUCAAGAAGGGCAACGAGAAGGCACUUGGAGGGGCUCGCGGUGGUAGUGGAAAGGAUGAGGGUAGUGGAGAUGAUGAUACACCCUCAACAGCAGCAGGGAAACCCAAACGCAGAAGGAAAACAUGAUGGAGGCAUUAGGAUUCAACGGACAAGGGGCCGAUGAUAGGGGCCUAGUUCAGGGCAAAUGUAUUCAUUUUUGUUUCCAAGGAAUAUUGGCAACCCUUUUUCCCUCUCCUCUCCUCUCCCUUGGUUGGAGUAGGCUUCUUUUUUCUUUUUUUCCCUUUUUUUCUGCAGACGGGCACAUCCUUUCCUUUUUAUUUCCUUGGAAGGCAAAUGAUAAAGCGGAACGUGCAAAGGAUUAUUUCCGAGGGGAGGGCAUAGGAGACGAUGGGGCGAGUGGUGAUGAUGAUUAGGGAUGUUUGGAUAUCCUUGGGGACAUACAACCUCAACGGUCCCUCACUUUCUCCUUUCUUACUCUUCUCUGAGCCGUUUCCCUUCCGAGGCAGGCGUUAUGGAAACGUCGGGAAUGGUUGGCAGGUCGCAGAAUUCAGUUAUAGUUUUGGUUAUUGGGCGCACAUGGGCAAAUGCAUCUCUGUGCCGGGUGGUGGGGGGAACUGGGGGAAUCCCUUUUUCAUUCUUUAUUUCUCUCUUAUUUCUUCAACAGGCUCCCUCUCUCAUUACCAUCACUCCCUAAUUUUCCUCCGCUCUCCUUGUUUAAAUUGUACCCGGUCCAGAUAAGGGGGAGAAUUUGGGAAGGCCUCUCUUUUCUUUUUGCUACUGUUUCCACUAUUAUUGUUACCACCACCGCCGCCACCACUAGUCUUAUAUAUUCAAUACUUGUGUGGUUCAUAUAUAUGUUCAUUGUUCAUACAGAACUUGCUUUUGUAUGUUAAUUUUUUUUUUCUGUUCCUCUUUCUCUUUUCCUUUUUCCACUCUCUGCACUUGAUGCGUUCCUCCUCCCAUAUUACAAUGGCCUGAGGUCGGUCGAGUCCUUUUUCCCCCCUUCCUACUUACUUCCCCCCCAUUUCCCUAAUACCGGAACCACCAGCCUUUUUUCCUGUCUUACCCUUUUACUCUUUUCUCUCUUCUCUCCCCCCCAUCUUCGACCCUGGAAAAUAAACCCCACCCAAAAAAAAAGAAGGGAAAAAAAGAAGAAACAGAAAAAAAACCACUCGGAAGGAAAGAGAAAGAACCCCCCCCCCCAUUGUAACAAUUGUCUAUCCACCCAUCUACCUAUCUGUUAUCCUCUUCGAUGGCGGCUAAAGUUUGCGGUACUCGAGUAUUGCCCCGCGCCCCCGGAUGGCAAGUCGAUCAUCAAAUCUUGGGAGCUCCAGGGUUGAUUUUCAUCUGCCCCCUGUCAGAAGAGCCUCCUCCAUCAUUGCCCUUCUCGCGCGCCCGAGUUAUAAAGGAGGUUACAAGCUUGCCUGCCUGCCUGUUUGUUUGUUCCUCAUGUGCGCGAAUGUAAAUCUUUCUUGAAGGAUUGGCGAUUCGGGUUGCUUAUGUAGAUGUACCUGCGCCCGCCCAGCGCUUGUACAGUAUGGCAGUACUGAAGGUGGAUGGAGGUGUCUCACGGAUACUGAAUGUCUCGACCGCGGGGUGGCACUAUACUACCUGUACUGAAUACUUUUGGAUGGUGGGAAAAGGAGAAUGGGAAACGUGGAGUGGAGUGGAGGGGUGUUUUUUGCGUCUAUGUUGGCGAUUGGAAGGCAAAGCGGGGCCGGGGAACACUCGCGCGAGAGGCCGACCGGAGGGGUGAGGGU
Molecule: messenger RNA, 3177 nt
Organism: Tuber aestivum (summer truffle)
Lineage: Eukaryota; Fungi; Ascomycota; Pezizomycetes; Pezizales; Tuberaceae
Source: the annotation of a GenBank genome assembly